AUGAAACAAGGCUCAGACUCUCAGGAGACCAUUAGCAGUAGCAGCACUUCAGAUUCAAACACCUUCUACGAAGAUGACUUCAGCACUUCUGAGGAGAGUAGUGAAGAUGAUGACUCGGAACCCAUUCUUGGACACUGGCUAGAGGAGGCUUUAUCACCUUGUGAUUCUGUGAACACAACUCCACCGCCUCCACCUCCUCCCCGUGUGGAUGGGAUUUUGGAGAGUAAGAGGCAGAGAGAAGCCAGUGUUGGGGAAGGAGGACCUAAUCUUGUUCCGGAUAAGCGGGAACCAGAAGGAUUCACAACACUGGUCAGUAAUGUGAUGAACUUCUUCAAUGCUCAUCUGCUGACAUCUCGAAACAACACCAUCAGGGCAAUUACCAAAUCUGGUUUCACACAAGAACAUGUGACCAUGAUUGCUCAGCUUACCAAGGAUCUGGACAGGGAGUGUGCCAGAGUCGACAAUGAUAAAGGUUACACUGCAGUGUCAUUGGCGUUGGCUCGAUUCAACCAUAACCUCGUUGCUACUGCCUGUCUAUCAGAACAGCUUCAGGACUUUUACCUGACUGCACUAGGAGUGAGCCCUACAAGCACCGAUCCUUGGCCCCUGACUGUGUACCCUCGAAGCCUGGCUGUGCUUGUCAGUGUGUUGUUGCGCAGGCAGCAGCAGGAGCGGGCAGAUGAGGAGAUCACAAACAUUGGCUCAUCGGAUAGUGCUGUCAUUGCUGUCUGGGACAAGUUCCUGAAACGUCUGCGUGCUGCCAUAGAAAGCUGUGAGAAUAAAACAGAGGUCAUGGAAGAUGUGAAUGUGGAGCACAUGCAGGUUCUGAUGUUCCUCUUCCAUGGACUGCGUCUGACACAGAAGAAAGGCAUCUUGGUGAAGAUUUGUCAGCUUGUCUUGGAUGUGGCACAGAUUGAGAGGAGUUUGAUGGAAAAGACAGUCCCCUUGACUUUGAGUCGCCUGGUGCUGGUACUAGAGUAUCUGUUGCACUUCUUCUAUGAUCCUCCCAUGCAGCUGAUAGAACAGGUUCAGCACAAUCUGUUCACAUCACACACAAUCCCAGUUGAUAAGGAGGGUGCCAGCAGGGCUACAAAAUACUUUGCUUGCCGUGAGGUAGAGGAAAACUUUCGCAAGAGCCUGCCAGUGCCAGAAACAGCAGAAGCAGGGGCUGUUAAACCCAGAUUUUAUCAUCUCUGCCCACCUGAUCCAAACAUCCAGGAAGUGGUGAAAAUUGAUGGUCUGGCUGUGAGUGUCCUCCUGGGCCGUGAAGAUGUACUCAACUACAACCAGUUGUACAACUCCUGUAUCAAACUUUUGAUGGCCGGCUCUCAGUGUGACAAAACCAAAGACAAACUCUCACCUCUGGACACAUCUGCCAUGCACUAUCACUUCUUGCUGUUGUGGCGCUUGCUGUCAUGUUUGCCACCUUCUGUGGAGUAUGUUCAGCUCCUACGUGACACAGCCCUCAACAUGGGACGAGCUCAUGUGCUACACACUCUACGAUGGGCCCCUCGGAUUGGACAUAAGGCUUACUCAUCGUGGAUCCAGGAUUGCCUGGUGAAGCAGGGCUUGAGUGCAGCUGAUGCCAGUGAGCUUCUGAAGACAGCAGCAGCAUUUAGCAAUACAAGCAGAUAUGAUGUCAUGUUGGCAAUGGGAUACAUACGGGACCAGAUUUCCAAACUGCCUUGCAUUGCCACAAAUGACCCUAGUCCGAAAGAUCUUCCUGGCAUGUCAGACAUCCUUAUUCUCGACGCUGUUGUGGCCAAAUGUCAAGUUUCACUGGAUGACACAUACACUAAAGUUACA
Candidula unifasciata is the source of this 1806-nucleotide messenger RNA. The record is from the annotation of a GenBank genome assembly. Lineage: Eukaryota; Metazoa; Mollusca; Gastropoda; Stylommatophora; Geomitridae.